Molecule: messenger RNA, 1834 nt
Organism: Theobroma cacao (cacao)
Lineage: Eukaryota; Viridiplantae; Streptophyta; Magnoliopsida; Malvales; Malvaceae
Product: alpha/beta-Hydrolases superfamily protein
Biological process (GO): lipid metabolic process
Molecular function (GO): glycerophospholipase activity
Source: RefSeq, a predicted model, not a curated record
CUUAUUAUCAUCAUACAACUUUUCUCAUAUAUUCUAGACUUCUGCUUCACAUCCUUAGUAUUCCAGCACAAAGGUCCCAAACUUCCGCUUCAUAUAAUCUAAACUUUCAUGGCUACGCGGCUUUUCUCUCUAAAGAACCAUCCAAAGUGCACCCUCGACCCUACCUUUCAAGGUGCCUUACCAAAAUGCAAAUUGAACAAAAAAACCAAAAAUUUUAUCUUCCAAUACAAGCCCUGUUUUCCAAGUUCAUCAACAUGUAUCAAACGUUCAACAUCCUUGUCAAGUUUAACUCCACAGCUAGAAGAAGCUUUAGUUUUAGAAGAAGACGAAAGGCCUCUUUGCCAAAUCUGGAAGGAAAUUCAGGGCUGCAACGAUUGGGAUGGACUACUAGACCCCAUGAAUCCUCAUCUCCGCAGAGAAAUCAUCCGCUAUGGUGAAUUUGCACAAGCAUGCUAUGAUUCUUUCGACUUUGAUCCUCACUCCAAGUACUGUGGUUCCUGCAAAUACCACGGAGCCCAUUUCUUUGAAAAGCUUGGAAUGGCAGACCGUGGCUACCAAAUCAGUAGAUACCUCUAUGCUACCUCGAAUAUCAAUCUCCCAAACUUUUUCCAGAAAUCUAAUCUAAGCAGUGUAUGGAGCACCCAUGCAAACUGGAUGGGGUACGUAGCCGUAUGCACUGACGACGAUGAGAUCAAACGGCUAGGAAGACGCGAUAUUGUCAUUUCUUGGAGAGGUACCGUAACAUACCUUGAAUGGAUUUAUGAUCUCAAAGAUAUUCUUCAUCAAGCAAAUUUCACCAAGGACCCUUCUAUUAAAAUGGAGUUGGGGUUUUAUGACUUGUACACCAAGAAAGAAAACGCUUGCAACUAUUGCUCAUUUUCGGCUCGUGAACAAGUGUUGGCUGAGAUUAAAAGGCUUCUUGAAUACUAUGAUGGAGAAGAAAUUAGCAUUACAAUCACAGGGCAUAGCCUUGGGGCAGCUUUGGCUUUAAUUACAGCUUAUGAUAUUGCGGAAUUGGGGCUUAAUCUUGUUGAAGAAGGAGAGCUUAGCAAUAAAGUACCAAUUACAGUUUACUCUUUUGCCGGUCCUCGAGUAGGCAAUCUUAAGUUUAAGGAAAGGUGUGACGAGCUAGGAGUUAAGGUACUUAGAGCUGUAAAUGUGCAUGAUAAAGUACCAACAGUGCCAGGGAUUUUUGCUAAUGAGAAGCUUCAAUUUCAAAAGUAUUUAGAAGAGGCUGUAUCUUUUCCUUGGAGUUAUGCACAUGUCGGGGUGGAAUUGGCAUUGGAUCACACCUGUAGCCCAUUUCUCAAGUCCACCAACGACCUUGCUUGUGCACACAAUCUUGAGGCCCAUUUACACUUGCUCGACGGCUACCAUGGGAAAGGGCGACGGUUUUGCUUGGCUAAUAAAAGGGACAUUGCCCUUGUUAACAAGGAUAGCAACUUCUUGAAGAGCGAUUAUGGGGUGCCACCCUAUUGGCGGCAGGACGAGAACAAAGGAAUGGUAAGGAAUAGCGAUGGCCGUUGGGUUUUGCCGGAGAGACCCAGAGUGGAGGCCCAUCCACAUGAUAUCUCCCACCACCUUGAAAAAAUCCUUAAGGUUGCUUCGACUUCUUCACAAUCGAAAGAUGCAUAAUGUUUCGUAGUAGUUAGACACUGAUGUUUGAUGUCAAUGCUCAACUAUGAAGAUUCUUUUUUUUCUUUCUUCUUUUGUGGUUUUGUUCUUGUGCCCCAUAAUUUGUACAUUUUAAAUCUGCACUUACUCAUUGCGCCAUUUUCUUUGAUAUGAUAAGACAUAACACAGAAAUGUGGACCUCCAUUGAUUAUUUUCUUUA